CUCCACCUCCACCCAAAGCCACCGAUCCCGACGAGAGAGAUGGCGCCGUCGUCCAAGCUCGCCGCCGCCCUCUUCUUCGCCUUCGCCGUCGUGGCGGCGACGCUGGCGCCGGCCGCGGAAGCGAGGGUCCAAGGGUUCGAGCCGGCCAUUGCCGUGGAGAAAACGUCGGUGAGCGGAGGAGCGCAGCGACCGCCGACGACAUUGCCGGGAUUACUACCCGGCUUGCCGUUCCCGCUGUUCCCGUUCCUGAUGUUCCCGAUCCCUGGCUCGCCGGCCGGCGCCGGCGGCGCUCCGCCGUCGGCUGGGUCCGGCGGCUUCCCGUUCCCGUUGCCGUUCCCGCUCCCGCUCCCUGCGCCUGGCUCGCCGGCCGCUGGCGCUCCGCCGUCGUCUGGGUCGUCGGGUUUCCCGUUCCCAAUGCCGUCCCCGCUCCCGCUCCCGGCGCAUGGCUCGCCGGCCGCUGGCGCUCCUCCGUCGUCCGGGUCGGGUCUCCCGUUCCCUCUGCCGUUCCCGCUCCCGCAACCUAGCUCGCCGGCGCAGCCGCAGCCAAAGGAGUGCAUGACGCCGCUGAUGUCCGUGAUGCCGUGCGCGGACUACCUGACGAACACCGCCGUGCCGACGCCGCCGGCCACCUGCUGCGACGGCUUCAGGUCGCUCGUGAGCACCGCGCCCAUCUGCCUCUGCCACGGCAUGAACGGCGAUCUCAACAGCUUCCUCCCCACGCCCGUCGACCCGAUGAAGAUGAUGCUCCUCCCGAUCACCUGCGGCGCCAUGCCACCACUGCAGACGCUGUUCAUGUGCUCCUCUCCAUCGGUGCCGCCAUUGGUGCCUCCGAGGUCUCCUGCCGCUCCAGCGCCUGCUAGCCCCUCCGUGUCGCCAUAGAUCUUCAGGUGUGUCGCCUUGGUAUAUCUGAUGCUUCACCACAGCCACGGUCGUCUUAGUUAGUAUCAGGAGUUACUUUAUUAGGAUGAAUAUAUUGCCCUAAGUAGCAGGUUAAGGAUGUGAUUAGUUAUCAAAGUGUUACUGAGUUACAGUCAUGUAAGUUCUCGUAAAUGGAAUAAUAAAUAGUGGUUUUGUGUGAGGUUGUUCUUUGGUAUUUUCGUGUUAAUGUUAUCUUCCGCUAAAGAUCCCAUGUUUAAUGCUUGGUUUCAUGGCUAUUACUGCAAUGAUCCAUCAAAAUUGAAUAUUUCUCUCCGCAAUAAAUAAAUAAAUAAA
Messenger RNA from Oryza sativa Japonica Group (Japanese rice), 1212 nucleotides. RefSeq names its product vegetative cell wall protein gp1. NCBI's taxonomy places the organism in Eukaryota, Viridiplantae, Streptophyta, Magnoliopsida, Poales, Poaceae. The record is from RefSeq and is a predicted model, not a curated record.